Messenger RNA from Megalobrama amblycephala (Wuchang bream), 1245 nucleotides. It is a transcript of the gene mcrip1, whose product is annotated as MAPK regulated corepressor interacting protein 1. Bases 221 to 514 code for a protein of 97 amino acids. The transcript is spliced from 5 exons. The record is from RefSeq and is a predicted model, not a curated record. Lineage: Eukaryota; Metazoa; Chordata; Actinopteri; Cypriniformes; Xenocyprididae.
CACGUAUUUUGGCCCUGUUCGCGCAUGCGCUUCUCGCUCAGCUUGUUCGGCUGCCCCGGAAAUAAUUGGUUGGCAUUAGCAACGUUUCGGCCGAGCCAGGCCUGAAUACAGAUAGAGCAGAAGAAAGAGAAACAAACAGACAGAAAACACACUGAAGAACAGGCAAACUUCCCUGUUAAGCCUCAUACUGAGAUUGUGAGGCAAGAGAGACUGUAACAGAAUGACAAGCUCCUCCACCCCUAGAAUGCACACGUACAAGAGGACUUCCAGCCCUCGAUCACCAACGAAUACAGGAGAGCUUUUCACACCAGCACAUGAAGAAAAUGUGCGCUUCAUCCAUGACACAUGGCUUUGUGUUUUGAGAGACAUUAAAUCCCCACAAAAUAGUGAACGUAAUGAUCGUGGACCACAGGAGUAUGUGGAGAAAAACCCAAAUCCCAACCUACAUUCUUUUAUACCAGUGGACCUGACUGACCUUAAGAAGAGGAACACACAAGACUCCAAGAAGUCUUAGACCAUUCCCUCUCUUUCUGAUCCAGCAGUUUUUUUGUCCUCCAUUUUACAUUUGGGACCUUUUUACUCUCUCAGUCUUCUGUCAGCCAACAAAGAGCCACGAGCCGGAAUUUUUGGCCAUCCCAGUCCAGAAGCUUCUUCUCUUCUCUGCCUCAUGGACCUGUGGUCUGGACUUACAGGCUGACGUCUAUUGAUGAGUUACAGUUUCAAGAGCCGUUUGAGUGGCCAUUCCCUGUUUUUCAUGUUCAUCCGGGCUCUCUGAUCUUACAAAUGGGAAAACAACAAAGACCUGUUUCAGGAUUUUUUUCUUUCUCCCUAAUUUUGAGUUUAGAUGAUUCUUCAUGUGCAUUUUUUAUGUUGAGAUGACAAACGGGAAAGGCACAGAACAGUUAAACUGUUGGACCGACUCUAUACAGACUUUCUCUAAAUGAGAUGAUGCAGUCCUGGAAUUUACUCAUUUUUCAAACCAUCUUCAUCAACCGCAGAGGAGCGACUGACUGACUGUUCAGUUAGUGUCAUAGAUUGAUUGAUUGAUUGAUUGAUUGAUUGAAUAGAAGAAUUAGAAAGUUUUGUCUGAUAGGACAGGUAAGUUUGGCUCGGCGAAGAUUUUUAGUAGAUGUACCUCCAUUUUUAACUAUGAAUUGAUACCUUCAAGAACUUUAAUUAGACUUUUCCAGAUCUAUCGUUCCCAGACUUUAAAAUAAAAUUAAAAUAAAGGUUACUUUUAUGUUA